CAGACAUGCCGCUCCUCCUCCGCGCGCUGCUCUUCGGCUCCAUCACGCUGCUGGUGCUGCUUCUGGUUCUGGAUGAUUUGGCAGAAGUGGGGAAAGAAGCUGCAAAUACUGGACACUCAAAGAAGAUGAACUCGCACCAGCUCGUCCCGAAACCUCACAGUAAGACUGUGGUCCACUUGGAUCCGACCUCCACGACGAAAACGAGCAAACGCCUCGAUCGCGGUCGUUGUUCGAUCUGCAGUGGUGCCUCCAGUCACCCGUCAAGCACCUGGACUUUUAACAAGACCCUCUCCAACCUCAUCAGGAAGAAUAUCCUCAGAUUUCUUGACCCAGAGAGAGACAUCUCCAUCCUGAAGGGCACGCUGAAGCCAGGGGAUGUCAUCCACUAUGUUUUUGAUCGCCACAGCACCACAAACAUCUCAGAAAAUCUUUACCGACUGCUGCCAACCGCAUCCCCGAUGAAACGCCAACAUCACCGGCGCUGCGCCAUCGUGGGCAACUCUGGGAUCCUGCUGAACAGCAGCUGCGGGCCCGAGAUCGACUCUCACGACUUCGUUAUCAGGUGCAACCUGGCGCCGGUGGAGGAGUACUCUCAGGAUGUGGGCCAGCGGACCAACCUGGUGACCAUGAAUCCCUCUGUGGUGCAGCGGGCCUUUCAGGACCUGGUCACAGAGGAGUGGAAGGAGCGCUUCCUGAGGCGCCUUCGAAACCUCAGUGGCAGCGUGCUGUGGAUCCCAGCCUUCAUGGCCAAAGGCGGGGAGGAGCGCGUGGAGUGGGCCCUUCGUCUCAUCCUGCUGCACACGGUGGACGUACGCAUGGCGUUCCCAUCGUUGCGCCUUCUCCAUGCCGUCAGAGGGUACUGGCUGACCAACAAUGUCCACAUCAAGCGCCCGACCACCGGCCUCCUCAUGUACACCAUGGCCACCCGCUUCUGCGAAGAGAUCCAUCUUUACGGCUUCUGGCCGUUUCCACUCGACCCACAAGGCAAACCAGUUAAAUACCACUACUACGACACGCUGAAGUACGAGUACACGUCCAGCUCCAGCCCUCACACCAUGCCCCUGGAGUUCAGGACCUUGAGCUCGCUGCACAGACAGGGGGCGCUCCGGCUCCACACGGGGACCUGUGGUGUGGAGCAGCAACUGCAGAACAAAUAA
Molecule: messenger RNA, 1157 nt
Organism: Nematolebias whitei (Rio pearlfish)
Lineage: Eukaryota; Metazoa; Chordata; Actinopteri; Cyprinodontiformes; Rivulidae
Gene: st8sia2
Product: ST8 alpha-N-acetyl-neuraminide alpha-2,8-sialyltransferase 2
Exons: 6
Coding region: 6-1157 (383 amino acids)
Biological process (GO): N-glycan processing; oligosaccharide metabolic process
Molecular function (GO): alpha-N-acetylneuraminate alpha-2,8-sialyltransferase activity
Source: RefSeq, a predicted model, not a curated record